ACUCCAUUUCCCCUUUUUUUUUGGUCGCUAACCUUAAUUUUGCUGCUGAAAAGAAGAGAAGAAAAAUUGGAUUGGGAAAAAAUGGAAGGUUCUGUGGAUGAAACAGCCAAAGCUGUUUCUAAUUUAGCAAUGGCCGAAGAUAACUCUCAAUCGACUGAAAUGAGCAAGAAUGCUAAGAAGAAGGAACUUAAAAUGAAACAAAAGGAGGAAGAGAGACGUCGUAAGGAAGCCGAGAAAGCAGAGAAGGCUAAGCUGACUGCAGGCGAUACUCAAGGUCAGAAAUCUGCAGCAGCUGAUGAUGAAAAUAUCGACCCAACACAAUACUUUGAAAACCGGAUAGCUUAUCUGGCUGCCCAGAAGGCUGAGGAAAGAAACCCUUAUCCUCAUAAAUUCUUGGUUACCUUGUCAAUUGACAAAUACACAGAAAAGUAUGGUACUUUAAGCAACGGAGAGCAUCUUGAGGAUGUCUCUGAAUCUUUGGCUGGUCGUAUCAUGAAAAAACGGUCUUCCUCUGCAAAGCUAUUCUUUUAUGAUUUGCAUGGUGGUAGUGUUAAGGUCCAAGUCAUGGCUGAUUUGAGCAAAUCAGGCAUGGACGACACUGAGUUUUUUAAGUACCAUUCCAAUGUGAAGCGUGGUGAUAUUGUUGGUGUCACUGGCUUUCCAGGAAAAACUAAAAGAGGAGAGCUGAGCAUUUUUCCAACAUCCUUUGUGCUUUUAUCUCACUGUCUGCAUAUGAUGCCAAAGGAGAAGGCCAGUCCUAGUGGAGGCAAUGCCAAUACUUGGGUCCCAGGAUGUGCCAGGAAUCCUGAUGCAUAUACUUUAAAAGAUCAGGAAACUCGUUAUCGUCAACGCUAUCUAGAUCUAAUGUUGAAUCAGGAGGUUCGACAGAUAUUCAAGACAAGAUCAAGGAUCAUAACAUAUAUUAGAAGCUUUCUUGACAAUCUUGAUUUUUUAGAGGUUGAGACACCCAUGAUGAACAUGAUUGCUGGGGGAGCUGCUGCUCGCCCUUUUGUGACUCAUCACAAUGAACUGAACAUGAGGCUCUUUAUGCGCAUUGCUCCUGAGCUUUACCUUAAAGAGUUAGUUGUUGGUGGACUUGACCGUGUAUACGAGAUAGGAAAACAGUUUAGGAAUGAGGGUAUUGAUUUGACUCACAAUCCUGAAUUUACAACAUGUGAGUUUUAUAUGGCCUUUGCAGAUUACUAUGACUUGAUGGAACUAACUGAAAAAUUAUUGAGUGGAAUGGUGAAAGAGCUUACGGGUGGCUACAAGAUUAAAUAUCACGCUAAUGGGCUUGAAGAUAAUCCAAUUGAGAUUGACUUUACACCACCUUUUAGACGAAUUGACAUGAUAGAGGAGUUGGAAAAGAUGGCUAAUCUAAACAUACCAAAGGACCUUGCCAGUGAUGAAACUAAUAAGUAUCUUGCCUCUGCAUGUCAGAGGUUUGAGGUCAAGUGUCCUCCUCCACAAACAACUACCCGCCUGUUGGAUAAACUGGUUGGGCACUUUCUAGAGGAAACCUGCGUUAAUCCUACUUUUAUCAUCAAUCAUCCCGAGGUCAUGAGUCCUUUAGCAAAAUGGCAUAGAUCAAGACCAGGCUUGACUGAACGUUUUGAAUUGUUUGUAAACAAGCAUGAGCUUUGCAAUGCGUACACGGAGUUGAACGAUCCUGUUGUACAGCGUGAGCGAUUUGCUGAUCAACUCAAGGACAGGCAAUCAGGUGAUGAUGAAGCUAUGGCUUUUGAUGAAGCAUUUUGCACUGCUCUCGAGUAUGGAUUACCUCCAACUGGUGGCUGGGGGUUGGGCAUUGACAGACUGGCUAUGAUAUUAACCGAUUCACAGAAUAUCAAGGAGGUACUACUGUUCCCAGCUAUGAAGCCUCAAGAUGAACAUCCUACCAAAGCAACUUGAAGAGUUUUAAAGAUUCGGAGAUGAAUUUUAAUGAGUACUUUUGGCCGGGAGGUGGACAUAUUUAUCAAACUGCUGAUAUUAUCCAAUUUUAAUUCGUAUUUUUUGGGUAGAUCAUUUGACCUCUUAGUGAAUUAUUUGAAAUGUUAUACGGUAGUCGAUUAAUAUACAUCAGAUGCAUGUUUUUAUUA
Mercurialis annua (annual mercury) is the source of this 2099-nucleotide messenger RNA. Its product is annotated as lysine--tRNA ligase, cytoplasmic-like. The coding region runs from base 82 to 1911 and encodes 609 amino acids. NCBI's taxonomy places the organism in Eukaryota, Viridiplantae, Streptophyta, Magnoliopsida, Malpighiales, Euphorbiaceae. Gene Ontology annotation, cellular component: cytosol; cytoplasm. The record is from RefSeq and is a predicted model, not a curated record. The transcript has 16 exons. Gene Ontology annotation, biological process: lysyl-tRNA aminoacylation. Gene Ontology annotation, molecular function: tRNA binding; ATP binding; lysine-tRNA ligase activity.